Messenger RNA from Diplodia corticola, 1158 nucleotides. Its product is annotated as acid phosphatase. The transcript has 7 exons. Gene Ontology annotation, molecular function: hydrolase activity, acting on ester bonds. NCBI's taxonomy places the organism in Eukaryota, Fungi, Ascomycota, Dothideomycetes, Botryosphaeriales, Botryosphaeriaceae. The record is from RefSeq and is a predicted model, not a curated record. Gene Ontology annotation, biological process: phospholipid catabolic process. Bases 1 to 1158 code for a protein of 385 amino acids.
AUGUUGACCCGCCAGGCCAUCAGCUUCUUGGCCCUUUUGGCCGCCGCCUCGACGGCCACUUCGGUGAAGGGCAAGGCCUUUGACCGAAUCGCAAUCAUCUGGAUGGAGAACACCGACUACGACAAAGCCAUCGGCGACCGCAAGUGCCCACUCCGCACGACCAACCUCGCCUGGCUGGCUUCCAAGGGCGUCACUCUUGACAACUAUCAUGCCGUCACCCAUCCCAGCCAGCCGAACUACCUUGCAGCUAUUGGAGGAGACUACUUUGGAAUGAACCACGAUGACUUGUCCACCUUCGAUGCCAACAUUUCGUCCAUCGUAGAUCUCCUCGAGGACAAGGGAAUCAGCUGGGGCGAGUACCAGGAAGACAUGCCCUACACCGGUUACACUGGCAAAGCGUAUCCCAACCCAACCACCGGUGCCAACAUGUACGUCCGGAAACACAACCCGGCAGUGAGCUACGGAAACGUCCUGGCCUCGCCUGAGCGUCUUGCUGUCACCAAGAACCUGACGCUCUUCCAGCAAGACCUGGAGAACGAGACGUUGCCGCAGUGGAUGUUCAUCACGCCAAACAUGACUUCCGACGGCCACGACUCCUCCGUCACGGUUGCGGGAGCCUGGAGCCGCAACUUCCUGGAGCCGCUCCUCGACGACCCAAAGUUCAUGAACAACACGCUCGUCCUCGUCACCUUUGACGAAAACGAGACGUACACCAUCCAGAACCGGGUGCUCGCCAUCCUGCUCGGCGACGCCGUGCCGGCGCAGCUCGUCGGCACCACCGACUCGACCUUCUACGACCACUACUCGGAGAUCUCGACGGUGCAGGCCAACUGGGGGCUCGACACGCUCGGCCGCUUCGACGUCGGCGCCAACGUCUUCUCCCUCGUCGCCAACAAGACGGGCGACGACGUGCGCGAGUGGAGCGGCCAGGGCGCGCAGGCGCUGGAGAACCGCUACUUCAACUACUCGUACGCCGGCGUCUUCAAUGACCGGGACGGCGAGGUGCGCACCUACGCCAAGCCGAACGUGGACCUCGAGUACGCCGGACGCAAGGUGCUCCAGAGCAUCGUCGACGUGUGGAAGGAUUCGUCGCUCCCCUCGUACUACACGGACGCUUUGGAGAUUCCGGACGGGUUGAGCCCGCCUGCAGGGUACUGA